GGGCUGAGGCUGCUGCUAGGCGCUCUAGCUGGACGCGCUGGGAGGCGGCGAUCACAGCUGGGCCGGGACUUCCUUCCUCUACCGCAGGACAACAAAACAACCGGCAGCAGGCACUGAGCUCUUGGCAGCUGUCUGGGCGAGAAGCGCAGCGAUGGGCUCCGUGCUGAGCAGCGAUAGCGGCAAAUCCGCCCCCGCCUCGGCCGCCCCGCGGGCCCUGGAGCGCAAGGGGGACCCCGAGCUGCCCGUCACGUCCUUCGACUGUUCUGUAUGCCUCGAGGUGUUGCACCAGCCUGUCCGGACCCGCUGUGGCCACGUAUUCUGCCGUUCCUGUAUUGCUACCAGUUUAAAGAACAACAAAUGGACCUGUCCUUAUUGCCGGGCCUAUCUUCCUUCGGAAGGAGUUCCAGCAACUGAUGUAGCCAAAAGAAUGAAAUCCGAGUACCAGAAGUGCACUGAGUGUGACACCCCGGUUUGCCUCAGCGAAAUGAGAGCACACAUAAGAUCUUGUGAGAAGUAUAUAGAUAAGUAUGGACCGCUGCAGGAACUUGGGGAGACCACAACCAGGUGUGUGUGUCCAUUUUGUCAGAGGGAGUUGGAAGAAGAGAGCUUGCUGGAUCACUGUAUUACUCAUCACAGAUCAGAAAGGAGGUCUGUGUUCUGUCCACUUUGCCGCUUACUACCUAAUGAGAAUCCAGGCAGCUUUAAUGGCAGUUUAAUAAGACAUCUGCAAGUCAAUCACACUUUGUUUUAUGAUGAUUUCAUAGAUUUUAAUAUAAUUGAAGAAGCUCUUAUCCGAAGGGUCUUAGACCGGUCACUUCUGGAAUAUGUGAAUCAUUCAAACACCACAUAAUUUUAUUAAAAGGAAAGAGAAGGAGACCAUACACUUGCACCAUUUGUUAAGAUGCUGCUUGAACAAGUGGAGGGGAAUUGUCAAUGUUCGAUGGGUGAAAAUGUACAACACAGUUAUACAUUUGUCCAUGGUUCUUGUUAUAUUGUGUUUUAAAACUGCUUUCAUUUUGAUGGCUUACAUCUGUUUUUACAUUCUUGAGUUUUUUAGAAACUUAACAAAAAGUAGUCUCCAUCAGCCAUUAGUAUAUGGAAGAGAACAUAAGGCAGGAUAUGUGGGUGAAGGGUCUUUAUUUGCAAAUUGAAUGAUACUGUGUGUAAUGUUACAUGUUAAUAUCUGCUAUCAUGGUUGAGCAAGAUAACUAAUCUUUGUUCUAUGUAAAAAGAUGGAGAAUAAAACCAAGUGUGGACAUUCAAGGAAAUACAAAAUCUGUUCUAGUGCACAUCUAAUCUCUAAUAGGAUAAUAUGAGUAGCCUUAUAUUAGAGUAGAUAAGGAAAAUUUUGGAAGUCAACAAAGUCCACUUAACCACAUUGUAAAACAUAAUACUGUAACAAAAUAAAUUUUGUGUUAGGAAUGUAUACUUAAUUCUUUGAAUUUUAUAACUAUGCACAGUAAGAAUCUAAUAUUAUAUUUUUCAAAUAUUUGUAGCUUAUUAUUUAGAACUAUUUCUACAAGGUAGGCAGUUUCUUAAGAACCUGAUAUUUAUAGUAGAAGUGUUCACAUCCAUAAUUUUUAGUGGAAAACCCUAAGGGCUUUGAUUUUUUUUACUUCUUUUCCUUUAGAAAAAAUACAAAACAUAAAUACUGAAAACCAAACAAAAUGUAGCUUUUUACAUCAUUAUAAGGAAACACUGUUUUAGAACUCUGACAGCGACUCGGUUAUCCUCUGUGUGUCCAGUCACAUUUAUCAACCAUCUUCCCAAAUUCCACAGAAGUAACCACUACAGUGAUACCCAUUGUAAUCACCUCCUUGCAUUUCUUUAUUAUUACCCAAGUGUGUAUCUUUGCACACUAUAUUUUAAUCUUAAUCUAUUUAAAAUUGUUUUAUUGGCUACAUCUCUUAUAUCUUUUUAACCUAUAGGUUCUCCCUUCUUUCUUUUCCUUAGAAUUUACUGAAGAACUUCAUCUCAUGACCUAUAGAGUUUCCCACAAUCUGUAUUUUUGCUGUAUUUUGCUGACUACUCAGCAUGUUCCUCUUUCCUCUGGAUGUUGACACAUGGAUCUAGAUGUUUGAAUAGACUCAGGUUCAGUCCUUUUUGGCAAGACUAUAGGUUAUGGUGUUGUUCUUUCACCAGAGGGUACACAAUGUCUGGUUCUCUCUAUUUGUGAUGUCUGCUGAAGUUGAUACUCAAUGCCUAGAUCUACUCACUGAUUUAUUGUGAGUUGGAGGAUAUUCUAAUUCUAUCAUUUCUCUUUCAUUUAUUAGUUAGAAAAUAAAGAGAUGUUUCCCCACAUCCACUAUUUGGCUUACCACUGGUCAAGUUUGUAUAAGAAAGGGAAACUAAAUAUUUGUAUUUUCCUCUCAUUGACUAAUUUUCAAGAUAAUAAACUUGUUUCCAAUUACCUUCCAGAGAUCACUUUUUUUCAGUGUUACGAACUCAUGGCUUCAAACGUAUUUGAUAGGCUUCAACCCAUUUCAAAUAUUACCUUAUUUAAGUUCAAAUUGUCCCCAUCUUUUGCCAUUGGGAGCCUUACCAAGUUGCCUCUGAGUCAUUUUGACACUACACUAACUGUCUUUAUUACCUUCCUUGCUAUUUGGAAGACAAGAUAUUCCAGGCUCAACUUGGUGUGUUUCCUGCCCCAGACAUGGAAUGAGCCAUUUCUCUAAGAAGCCUGGUUACUUUCAGUAAGAAAUGGUAUUUCAAAACCAUCAUCAGGGCUCUGAGAAUGCUCAUUGCUGUUAGAUUGGCCACUGUUUCUAGGAGAGUGCUAGGAAAUCUCUAUUUUUUAGUACAAUAAAACACGUGAGUUUAUUGUGAAACUUCCAAAUCAAAUUGAGUACUACACAGUUUUUCUUAAUGCUUCUAAUACAACUGUAUUUCCAUUUUCUAUACUGAGAAUCCUGGUUUUCAAGGAUCUAUAUAGGGCACGAUAGAGUUAGAAUAUCCCACAAUUACUCAUUUCCUUUACUUACCUUACACAUGCAGCAGCCUCAGAAUAACAAUGCUAAUACAAUCACCACCAAUUUGAUAACUGAAACAAUUAAAAUUUUUCCAUUUGCCUUUCCCAUUCUUUGUUUUCAGAAGUCAUACAAUGUCAGCGUUUCCAGAACAUACUGGUAUAACAUACUAUACUCUCUCCCUUCUAACCCCUAUUUAGUCUUAGUUCUUCGAGUAACUGUAUAGUCAGUGCUUGCUACUAGUGAUUAUCUGAUGGCUCUAUUUUUCAUGUCUGGCUCUUUAAUGACACAUCCAGGAUGCAGAAUGACGUCUCUGUAGUGUAAGCAAGCAAAGGAAGCUAUGAAGACUAGUGAUAACAACUGAGGAUAAAAUAGUUGGCCGUAGUUAGCUUUUUAAUUGUCAUCAUUUAUGAACUUAGUUCCUUACACAUAAAUAUAGUCAUAGUCACGGUGCCCCUAAUUUUUUAUAAUAAAUUAUCCAAAUUAUCCUUUCCUUCUUUAAAGACUUGAUUACUAUUCUGCCAUCCACUGUGAAGUAUUUAGAAAAAGGUAAACCCAGAUGAAAUCUG
This is a messenger RNA of Mustela lutreola (European mink), 3535 nucleotides long. RefSeq names its product ring finger protein 125 (gene RNF125). The record is from RefSeq and is a predicted model, not a curated record. Gene Ontology annotation, biological process: ubiquitin-dependent protein catabolic process; protein polyubiquitination. Bases 152 to 850 code for a protein of 232 amino acids. The transcript is spliced from 6 exons. Lineage: Eukaryota; Metazoa; Chordata; Mammalia; Carnivora; Mustelidae. Gene Ontology annotation, molecular function: ubiquitin protein ligase activity.